Molecule: messenger RNA, 2249 nt
Organism: Scleropages formosus (Asian bonytongue)
Lineage: Eukaryota; Metazoa; Chordata; Actinopteri; Osteoglossiformes; Osteoglossidae
Product: serine/threonine-protein kinase 17A-like
Exons: 7
Coding region: 283-1395 (370 amino acids)
Biological process (GO): protein phosphorylation; positive regulation of apoptotic process; intracellular signal transduction
Cellular component (GO): nucleus
Molecular function (GO): ATP binding; protein serine/threonine kinase activity
Source: RefSeq, a predicted model, not a curated record
UCCAAAGUUGGAAGCCGUCUGACGAGUCGGCGAUAGUCGUAACUACCGGCUGCUUCCCGUUUUACUUCUGUUUUCUUUUGAUCUUUUGCCUUUAUUUCUUCUUUCUUACAUUAAACCGCAUAACAGAGGUGCGAAGUCUGAUUUUGGGAGGAUAUUCUUUUUUUUUCCGUUUCUUUUUAUUGUGUUCCACGUUAACAUGACAUUGAGUUAAAUGGUAAAUCGCACGUGUCCUUAUUAGCAGUCUUUGCGCAUCAUCAUUCGCUCAGCGACGGAUUGAUUGCGAUGCCCGAUUCGAGGAUGUCCGGCAAGAAGGGCAUGGUGUCGAGCAUUCGCACUCGAAUCAGGACCGAUUCGUUUAGCACCAACUAUGAGAUAGUGGGCAAGGAGCUGGGCAGGGGUAAGUUUGCUGUGGUGAAGAAGUGUAUCGAGAAGGCGACGGGCAAAGAGCACGCUGCCAAGUUCCUGCGAAAGCGGCGGAAAGGGCAGGACUGCCGCUCGGACAUCAUCCACGAGAUCGCUGUCCUGGAGUCGGCCGAGUCCAACCCCUUUGUUGUGUCUCUGCACGAAGUUUACGAGACUGCAGCUGAGAUCAUCCUGGUGCUUGAGUACGCGGCUGGAGGAGAGAUCUUCCAUCAGUGUGUGGCAGACAGCGAUGAGUCCUUCACGGAGCAAGAUGUCAUUCGGCUUGUCCGGCAGAUCCUCGUGGGCGUGGCUUGCCUGCAUGGCAAUAAUGUGGUCCAUUUGGAUCUGAAGCCCCAGAACGUCCUGCUGACUUGCUCCCAGCCCCUUGGGGACAUCCGCAUUGUAGACUUUGGCCUGUCCAGAUGCAUGGAUGAUAUGACAGAGGUUCGGGAAAUCAUCGGAACUCCAGAGUAUGUAGCACCAGAAGUCCUCAACUAUGAACCCAUCAGCACAGCAACAGACAUGUGGAGCAUUGGUGUCCUGACUUAUGUCAUGCUGACAGGCGAGUCCCCCUUCCUUGGUGACAACAAGCAGGAGACCUUCCUUAACAUAUCACAGGUCAACGUCGACUACUCCCAGGAGGUCUUUGAGGGCGUAUCAUCUCUUGCCAUCGACUUCAUCAAGUCUUUGCUUAUCAAGGACCCAAGAAGGAGAGCCACCGCUGAGGAAUGUGUAGCCCAUCCCUGGGUGAGCGAGCACCCCCACCCGCAGUCACACCCCCACUCUACCCUGCUGCCGACCCAGGAGCCCAAAACCAACCAUCCUGAGUCAGAACCAGAGCCCGAGAGCCCAGCCCACUCACCAGAGCUGGUCAUUGUUGCCUCCUACACCAUCUGCUCCAAUCAGAGUGAACUGAAGCCGGGAAGGGGGGCAUUUGCGUUUGAUGAGCCCUUCCCCACACACCCCGAGAUCACACAGAAGUGCGUCUUCUGAUCUGACUGCAAGAUCUGAACUUUAAUUGAGGGUUAUUAUUAGUCCCGUCCAGUGAGCACUUCUGAGUUGCGACGCAGCAGCAUCUGUGCCGGAGGAAAUGUUGUUGACGGACAAAGGUGUCAGUGCACAUUUUGAAGUUAUGCAUGUAUUUAGCAUCCAUAAACUGUAAUGACAUGUAAACCGCAUCCAAUACAGGGAAGUUUUGUUUUGAUUGAAAAUAUUUUGGAAAAGAUGCUGGAAGACCUUUCAUGUCAUUCUCUCUACCGAAAGGUAUUAGAGAUGAGAGGGAGAAGACUGGUCACUCGGGAGCAUUAGUUUGAUUCCGGAAACGCCCAGCUUGGCAUCUUUCUUUCUUUCUCUAUUUCACCACCAAGCAAAAGUGAGGAAGAGGGGUGAACAGUGUCUUUAUAUCCAUUAUUAGGACCUGAUAAGAGAGAGGACUGUUAUAACUGGAAAUGUAACAAAGUUCUGUUGAUGAUUUGCAAUAUUUUUAUGACAUUGCUAUAAUUCCACCACUCGUGAGAUGAAACUGUUGCAGAGCUGCACGAAGUUGGGAAAACUGAUAGUCGGGUGAAGCGCCUCACAAAGGUGAAUUCAUAUUUUGUUUUGCUUUUAUUUAUUUGAGCGUUUGUCCGUGCGCUCUUCACCAAGCAGUUCUUCUCAAGUCAGCUCUGCAAUCCAGGUACCAGGAUUUUUUUUUAUGUUUACAGCCUUCCUUAGCUGAAGGACGUUCGAAGUUCUAAGCACUUUGUCGAUGAAUGCAGCAGGCACGCUCAAAUGCUGGAGCAUGUUGCUCAUCAGAGACUCCUGGAAAAAAGUGGUAAAGGCAUUUACAUUUGUCCAAAAGAAAAAAA